AUGUCCUUACUACCGAACUGGAAGAAGAAGAAGAAGAAGAAGGAGGAGGAGGAGGAGGAGGAGGAGGAGGAGGAGGAGGAGGAGGAGGAGGAGGAGGAGGAGGAGGAGGAGGAGGAGGAGGAGGAGGAGGAGGAGGAGGAGGAGGAGGAGGAGGAGGAGGAGGAGGAGGAGGAGGAGGAGGAGGAGGAGGAGGAGGAGGAGGAGGAGGAGGAGGAGGAGGAGGAGGAGGAGGAGGAGGAGGAGGAGGAGGAGGAGGAGGAGGAGGAGGAGGAGGAGGAGGAGGAGGAGGAGGAGGAGGAGGAGGAGGAGGAGGAGGAGGAGGAGGAGGAGGAGGAGGAGGAGGAGGAGGAGGAGGAGGAGGAGGAGGAGGAGGAGGAGGAGGAGGAGGAGGAGGAGGAGGAGGAGGAGGAGGAGGAGGAGGAGGAGGAGGAGGAGGAGGAGGAGGAGGAGGAGGAGGAGGAGGAGGAGGAGGAGGAGGAGGAGGAGGAGGAGGAGGAGGAGGAGGAGGAGGAGGAGGAGGAGGAGGAGGAGGAGGAGGAGGAGGAGGAGGAGGAGGAGGAGGAGGAGGAGGAGGAGGAGGAGGAGGAGGAGGAGGAGGAGGAGGAGGAGGAGGAGGAGGAGGAGGAGGAGGAGGAGGAGGAGGAGGAGGAGGAGGAGGAGGAGGAGGAGGAGGAGGAGGAGGAGGAGGAGGAGGAGGAGGAGGAGGAGGAGGAGGAGGAGGAGGAGGAGGAGGAGGAGGAGGAGGAGGAGGAGGAGGAGGAGGAGGAGGAGGAGGAGGAGGAGGAGGAGGAGGAGGAGGAGGAGGAGGAGGAGGAGGAGGAGGAGGAGGAGGAGGAGGAGGAGGAGGAGGAGGAAGAAGAAGAAGAAGAAGAAGAAGAAGAAGAAGAAGAAGAAGAAGAAGAAGAAGAAGAAGAAGAAGAAGAAGAAGAAGAAGAAGAAGAAGAAGAAGAAGAAGAAGAAGAAGAAGAAGAAAAAAAAAAAUGA
Molecule: messenger RNA, 984 nt
Organism: Closterium sp. Naga37s-1
Lineage: Eukaryota; Viridiplantae; Streptophyta; Zygnematophyceae; Desmidiales; Closteriaceae
Source: the annotation of a GenBank genome assembly